UCGUCUCUCUCGCCGAUCUACCUCUCCGCUUUCGUCUCUGUUUGCAGAUCUUCCUUUUUUAAUCUGUUGAAGUCUGCAGAGAUGAACUCCUUGGUUGCGACCAGCAGAAACUUUCGCCAGGCGGCGAGAAUCCUUGGUCUCGACGCUAAGCUCGAGAAGAGUCUUUUGAUUCCUUUUCGGGAGAUCAAAGUGGAGUGUACGAUUCCGAAAGAUGAUGGUACUUUGGCUUCGUUUGUUGGAUUUAGGGUUCAACAUGAUAAUGCCCGUGGCCCGAUGAAGGGCGGGAUUCGAUAUCACCCAGAGGUUGAUCCAGAUGAGGUAAAUGCUCUUGCUCAGCUUAUGACAUGGAAAACAGCUGUUGCAGACAUACCAUAUGGCGGAGCAAAGGGUGGGAUUGGUUGCAAUCCUGAUGAUUUAACCAAAAGCGAACUGGAACGCCUCACCCGUGUGUUUACUCAAAAAAUUCACGAUUUAAUUGGAUCUCACGCUGAUGUUCCAGCUCCAGAUAUGGGAACUAAUGCACAGACUAUGGCGUGGAUAUUGGAUGAGUACUCCAAAUUUCAUGGUCACUCCCCAGCUGUUGUUACGGGAAAGCCAAUAGAUCUUGGUGGUUCACUGGGCAGGGAUGCUGCUACUGGACGCGGAGUUGUUUUCGCUACUGAGGCUCUGUUGGCUGAACAUGGGAAAUCCAUCAAAGGAUUGACAUUUGUUAUACAGGGAUUUGGCAACGUCGGUUCAUGGGCUGCAAAAUUCAUUCAUGAGAGUGGUGGAAAGAUCAUUGCUAUCAGUGAUGUAUCUGGAGCAAUAAAAAACCCUAGCGGCAUAAAUAUUGAAGAUCUACAGAAUCACAUAUCUUCCGGUGGGGUUUUGAAAGAUUUCAAUGGUGGAGAUGCCAUGGAUUCCAAUGAGUUACUUACACAUGAAUGUGAUGUUCUCAUUCCUUGUGCCUUGGGUGGAGUCCUCAACAGGGAAAAUGCUGCUGCUGUGAAGGCCAAAUACAUAAUUGAAGCUGCGAAUCAUCCCACUGAUCCUGAAGCAGAUGAUAUAUUUGCAGAGAAAGGAGUGCUAGUACUGCCUGAUAUCUAUGCCAAUGCAGGCGGUGUAACCGUGAGCUACUUCGAGUGGGUUCAGAAUAUUCAAGGAUUCUUGUGGGAUGAAGAGAAGGUGAACACUGAGCUCAAGAGAUACAUGCUGACUGCUUUCAAGAACAUCAAGGGGAUGUGUAAAUCUCAUGAUUGCAAUCUUAGGAUGGGGGCCUUCACUUUGGGGGUGAAUCGAGUCGCCCGAGCCACAGCUUUGCGUGGAUGGGAGGCUUAGGAGAAUGAUGAUUAGCUUCUAUAUUUAUUGGUCAUAGAGUUAUGAAUCACCAAGUCAAGCGGCAUUUGUUUUGGAGUUCAUGUAUGUUUAAUAACUAGUUAAGUGCUUGUAAUCCAUCAUUGGAGUGUUGAAUGAGCUAAAAAGCUUAUGAAUGUUGCCUAUUUAAGGCCAUGUUUGGUUUAGGUUUUUUUU
Messenger RNA from Phalaenopsis equestris, 1509 nucleotides. Its product is annotated as glutamate dehydrogenase 2. The coding region runs from base 82 to 1317 and encodes 411 amino acids. The transcript has 9 exons. Gene Ontology annotation, molecular function: L-glutamate dehydrogenase (NAD+) activity. Gene Ontology annotation, biological process: L-glutamate catabolic process. NCBI's taxonomy places the organism in Eukaryota, Viridiplantae, Streptophyta, Magnoliopsida, Asparagales, Orchidaceae. The record is from RefSeq and is a predicted model, not a curated record. Gene Ontology annotation, cellular component: mitochondrion.